AACAAAAACCAAAGCAGUGAAGUGUUGGAGAAGCAAUCAAACUACGAAUGACAUCUUCUCCCGAGAUGAGGCGUUCAGCCCAUCUCGUUUAUGCUCUUGGUUUCGUUAUCAUGGCAACAAUGGUUGCUGCUUCUUAUGAGCCCUACACUUAUAGCUCUCCACCACCACCAAUGUACAAAUCUCCACCACCUCCUUACGUAUACAGCUCUCCACCUCCACCAUACUAUUCGCCAUCUCCUAAAGUGGAUUAUAAAUCUCCACCACCUCCUUACGUCUACAGUUCUCCACCACCACCCCCAUACUACUCACCUUCUCCAAAGGUGGAUUACAAAUCUCCACCACCUCCUUACGUCUAUAGUUCGCCACCACCACCAUCUUACUCACCUUCUCCAAAAGUGGACUACAAAUCUCCACCACCUCCUUACGUCUACAGCUUCCCACCACCACAUCCAUACGUGUACAGUUCUCCACCCCCACCACCAUACUACUCACCUUCUCCUAAGGUAGACUACAAGUCUCCACCACUUCCUUAUGUCUAUAGCUCUCCACCACCACCCCUUUACGUUUACAACUCACCACCACCACCCCCAUACUACUCACCCUCUCCUAAAAUUGAUUACAAAUCUCCUCCACCACCUUAUGUCUACACUUCUCCACCACCACCACCAUACUAUUCACCUUCUCCAAAACCAGCACACAAAUCUCCACCACCUCCAUACAUUUACAACUCUCCACCACCACCAUACUACUCACCUUCUCCUAAGGUUGAUUACAAAUCUCCACCACCUCCUUACGUCUACAGCUCUCCACCACCACCAUAUUACUCACCUUCGCCUAAGCCAAUAUACAAAUCUCCACCUCCACCAUAUGUUUACAGCUCCCCACCACCACCAUACUACUCGCCUUCACCCAAACCCACAUACAAAUCUCCACCUCCACCAUACGUUUACAGCUCUCCACCACCACCUUAUUACUCUCCUUCACCCAAACCAUCAUACAAAUCUCCACCACCUCCAUACAUUUACAGCUCUCCACCACCACCAUACUAUUCCCCUUCUCCUAAACCCGCAUACAAAUCUCCACCACCACCAUAUGUCUACAGCUCUCCACCACCACCAUACUAUUCUCCUUCUCCUAUACCCGCAUACAAAUCUCCACCACCACCAUAUGUCUACAGCUCUCCACCACCACCAUACUACUCGCCUUCACCCAAGCCCGUAUACAAGUCUCCACCACCUCCAUACGUUUACAGCUCUCCACCACCACCAUACUAUUCUCCUUCUCCUAACCCCGCAUACAAAUCUCCACCACCACCAUAUGUCUACAGCUCUCCACCACCACCAUACUAUUCUCCUUCUCCUAAACCCGCAUACAAAUCUCCACCACCACCAUAUGUCUACAACUCUCCACCACCACCAUACUACUCGCCUUCACCCAAGCCCGUAUACAAGUCUCCACCACCGCCAUACAUCUACAGCUCCCCACCCCCACCUUAUUAUUCUCCAUCACCUAAACCUGUAUACAAAACUCCACCACCUCCGUAUGUCUACAGCUCUCCGCCCCCACCAUACUACUCUCCUUCUCCUAAGCCCGCAUACAAAUCUCCUCCACCACCAUAUGUCUACAGUUCUCCUCCACCGCCAUACUAUUUUCCUACUCCCAAGCCCGCAUACAAAUCACCACCACCACCAUAUGUGUACAGUUCUCCCCCACCACCAUACUAUUCUCCUUCCCCCAAGCCCUCGUACAAAUCUCCACCACCACCAUAUGUCUACAGCUCCCCACCUCCACCUUAUUACUCUCCUUCACCAAAACCUGCAUACAAAUCUCCACCACCACCAUAUGUUUACAACUCUCCACCACCACCAUACUAUUCACCAUCACCUAAGGUGGUAUACAAAUCGCCACCACACCCACAUGUUUGUGUUUGUCCACCUCCUCCUCCAUGUUACUCUCCUUCUCCAAAGAUUGAGUACAAAUCUCCUCCAACACCAUAUGUUUACCAUUCUCCACCUCCCCCACCUUAUUACUCACCUUCACCUAAACAUGCAUACAAAUCUCCUCCACCACCAUACGUUUACAGCUCUCCACCACCACCAUACUACUCGCCUACUCCUAAGCAUGCAUACAAAUCUCCUCCACCACCAUACGUUUACAGCUCCCCACCACCACCUUACUACUCUCCUUCCCCUAAGCCCACAUACAAAUCUCCUCCACCACCAUAUGUCUAUAGCUCUCCACCCCCACCACCGUAUUACUCCCCUUCUCCAAAGGUUGAAUACAAAUCUCCUCCACCACCCUAUGUUUACAGCUCUCCACCUCCACCACUGUAUUACUCUCCUUCUCCAAAGGUGGAGUACAAAUCUCCUCCACCACCGUAUGUUUACAGCUCUCCUCCCCCACCACCAUAUUACUCUCCAUCCCCAAAGGUCGAGUACAAAUCUCCACCACCACCGUAUGUCUACAGCUCUCCACCCCCACCACCAUAUUACUCUCCUUCUCCAAAGGUCGAGUACAAAUCUCCUCCACCACAGUAUGUCUACAGCUCUCCACCCCCACCACCAUAUUACUCUCCUUCUCCAAAGGUCGAGUACAAAUCUCCUCCUCCACCAUAUGUCUACAGCUCUCCACCUCCACCACCAUAUUACUCCCCUUCUCCAAAGGUUGAGUACAAAUCUCCUCCACCACCAUAUGUCUACAGCUCUCCACCUCCACCACCAUAUUACUCUCCUUCUCCAAAGAUUGAGUACAAAUCUCCUCCACCACCUUAUGUCUACAGUUCACCACCUCCACCAGCGGUUUACUCUCCAUCACCAAAGGUUGACUACAAAUCGCCACCACCACCAUAUGUCUACACAUCUCCACCACCACCAACAUACUCUCCAUCUCCAAACGCCGAAUACAAAUCUCCUCCUCCACCUUCGUAUUAUUAAGCUCGUUCUAUGUAACUCAUAAGUAAGAUACCAAGUCUCAUCUGAUGUUCUAUCUUUUUAUUUUUUGUGUGUCUAGUCCUUUUUAAUUUCCAAGGUUCGAAUGAAUUCUUUGGCUAUUGAAAUUUGAUUUAAAUUCAUGUUUCCAUUGUCUUUUUUAUGGGCUGUAGGUUGCCUUUAAUCCAUAUGUAAGUUUGUUGCAGUUCUAUACAUUAUGUUCUUGACCUUAUUGUUUGGGAUA
This is a messenger RNA of Raphanus sativus (radish), 3171 nucleotides long. Its product is annotated as extensin-2-like. Lineage: Eukaryota; Viridiplantae; Streptophyta; Magnoliopsida; Brassicales; Brassicaceae. The transcript has a single exon. The record is from RefSeq and is a predicted model, not a curated record. Gene Ontology annotation, molecular function: structural constituent of cell wall. Bases 48 to 2933 code for a protein of 961 amino acids. Gene Ontology annotation, biological process: plant-type cell wall organization.